CCAGAGAGCUGCACAGUCAACUUUCUGCUGUGGCUUCAACUUCUACACUUCACUCGGCUGGAAGAGUCUGUGAUUCCUCUGCAGGGUGCUGAUAAAGGUCUUAUCACAUGUGUCCUGCAACAGUGGCAGAACUUUGACCAGGUGAGAAGUUUCACCCUCAGCCAUAGUUUCACCUCAGCCGCCCCACAUCGUCAAACACAACCAAUCAGACAGAACAACUUGUGUUUCUUUGGUCUUGGACAUUUAAUGAGAGGGUGAGGAAAGUCAUGCUAAAAGAUUUCUCAUCAUGAACCGAACCUGGGCUCUGUUCAAAGCUCACCCCUAUAUCAGUAAUGUCCUGGGCUACACGACUCUGUUUGCCUCAGCUGACGUGAUCCAGCAGAGCGUGCUGGGAGGGUCCACUGCAGAGGGUUCAACUGGCAUCAACUGGCGUCAGACGGCCCGAGUGGCGACUGUCGGUUUCUGUUUCCAUGCCAACUUCAACUACCACUGGCUGAGGUGGCUGGAGAGGAUGCUGCCAGGGGGCGGGGUGAAGGCGGUGACAGGGAAAGUUGUGGUGGAUCAGCUGGUCGCAGCUCCUCUCACCAUCAGUGCUUUUUAUAUUGGUUUAAGUUUACUAGAAAACAAAGAGGAUCCCCUUGAAGACUGGAGACAGAAAUUCUGGACAUCUUACAAGGCUGGAGUGAUAUAUUGGUCAACAAUGCAGGCAGUGAACUUCACUCUGGUUCCUCCUGUGGCGCGGACGGUGUUUCUUGGAGGCAUCGCACUGACUUUCACAAUCUUCCUGUGCCACCUCAGACAGCAGCACAGCCACAAACUGGAAUAAACCCAAGAUCCUCCGCUCCAUUGUGGAAGGUUUUUGUAAAAAAUAAUGAGAGUAGAUUUCAGAUGCAGAGUCAGUAUGUAUCAUUAGGAGGCUGCGGGGGAUUCCUCAGUCAGAUAAAUCUCUGUGAAUCAGCUGAUCAGUCCCCCCCUGUUGGUUUGUGACAGCUCUCUUUGUUUCAACCUCCCUAUUGUAUGUCAAUGUACAUAACACAAUAGUGUCUCAGUUAAAUCCUGAUGAUAAUCUUAUUGGUCAUUUCCUGUGAGGAUGUAGAGAACAGAAGAGCUAAUUAACUUUUUUUUUUUACCUGUCGACCCUGUUUCAGUCAUACUGGACUAAGAUUGUUGUUGUUGUCAUAUGUUUAAA
Paralichthys olivaceus (Japanese flounder) is the source of this 1189-nucleotide messenger RNA. RefSeq names its product mpv17-like protein. Gene Ontology annotation, cellular component: cytoplasm; membrane; mitochondrion. Gene Ontology annotation, biological process: cellular response to reactive oxygen species; mitochondrial ribosome assembly. The record is from RefSeq and is a predicted model, not a curated record. NCBI's taxonomy places the organism in Eukaryota, Metazoa, Chordata, Actinopteri, Pleuronectiformes, Paralichthyidae.